Messenger RNA from Leptopilina boulardi, 3085 nucleotides. RefSeq names its product sushi, von Willebrand factor type A, EGF and pentraxin domain-containing protein 1-like. The transcript has 8 exons. The record is from RefSeq and is a predicted model, not a curated record. NCBI's taxonomy places the organism in Eukaryota, Metazoa, Arthropoda, Insecta, Hymenoptera, Figitidae. The coding region runs from base 102 to 1943 and encodes 613 amino acids.
AAGUCAUAUAUAAGAGUAUUCGGAAUUGUAUUUUUUUUAGUUGAGAAGUAUCAUCAUCACACUUAUUUAACAUUUUUCGUGUUCUUUCACAAAGUCAAAAAAUGGAUUUUGAUCGUAAUAAAUUGAUUCUUACAAUUUUCAUCGCAAUAUUUAUUCCAAAUGUACAAUCCUCUACAGAAACUGAAUUAAAAUGCGAGCCACUGGAAAUAAAGAAUGCACAAUUUGUUACACUGGAAAAUUAUAACGAAGGGCUCGUACUUUGCAAUGAUUUUCAUGUACUACAAGGAGAUUCUACUCUAACUUGCAUUAAUGGAAAAUGGAGUGGUGAACGACCCAUAUGUAUUCCUUAUACGUGUUUGAAAACAUCCGAAACGUAUUACUACAUCGAUAAUGGAAUGGCAGAAGAUAGAAAAAUUGGUGUCGAUGGACAAGUUUUUAUUGCAUAUAGUUGCAAUAAAAAUUAUACAUUGAUAGGAAAAAACUGGGCAGUAUGUUUAGAUGGAGAAUGGUCAAAUCUACCACCUCAAUGUAAAUUAUCGGAAAAUCUCAAAUGUCCAAAAAUUAGUUUUGAAUAUGGACAAAUUGAACUAAAUGACGAAGGUGACAUUGCGACAUUAACCUGCGAUUUAAAUUAUUCCCUUAGUGGAAAUUCAACAAUAAUAUGCAGUAAUGGAAAAUGGGAACAAAAAAAUUAUCCCCAAUGUAUUGCAAAUGACUUUUCAUCGUUUACAACUCAUUCCAUUGAGUGUUCUAAUGGUUCUUCAGUACGUCAUUUUAAUAUUGAAAAUGGUGAAGUUGCUUUUCAAGAACUAGAAUAUUCAGGACUUACAUUUUUAAAAAAUUAUUGCAACAUAAAUUACACAUUGAUUGGCGAAAAUUGGUCAAUGUGUAUAAAUGGAAAAUGGUUUAAUGAUCCACCUCUAUGUAAAUUAACAAAGGAACUGGAGUGUCUUCCAUUUCGUUAUAGAAAAAAUUUUCCUACAUUCACUAAGAAUGGCAAAGAACUACAUGCAAGAAUAGAAUGCAAUGAAUUUUCUUAUUAUAAUGGUAAAGAAAAAAAAUCAGAAAAUUUAAAUGCAGCUAUUGGAGUGAAUAAAUGCAUUAAUGGAACUUGGGGCAUAAAUAUUGAAAGUGACAAAACUUGCCUACCUUUGCAAUGUCAUACUACAGUUGAAAAUGGACGAGCUUCAGUUUCUAAAUGGUUCAUGUCAAUGAAAUUGUAUUGUAAUACAAAUUACGAGCCUAUUGUAGAUGAAAUUUUAAACUGUAAUCCAUCUACUGGUAGAUGGCUUCCUUCAUAUAGUUAUAUACCAUAUGAAAGUAGAUAUGCAAUUACCAACUGUUAUCAUCAUAAUUGCUUAAGUAAUUCUACGUUUAAUAAUUUAUCAAAUGGAUAUGUAAAGAAAACUUUUCCUGACAAGAAAACGGUUACUUUAAAUUAUUAUUGCAAUGAAAAUUAUACACUGAUCGGAGAACAAUCAGUAACUUGUGAUGAUGGAAAAUGGUUGAAAACACCACCUCAAUGUAAAUUAACAGAAACACUGAAAUGUCCACCGUUCGAAUAUGGAAGUUCAAGUGUAACAUUUCUGGAAGAUGGCAAUGUUGCUAGAAUAAAUUGCGAUGAUUCUGGUAGUUAUUUAAGAACAAUAGAAAUGACAGCAGUCCGAGAAAACUUAUCUAUGGGAGAGCGACGAUGCAUUAAUGGAAAUUGGACAGGUGAUAUUAAUUACAAAAAUUGUGAACGUUGUGUACGAAUAAAUAUGGAUAAUGCAAUAAUAAUGAAUGACGAAUGGGAUACGACAAUGACAAUAUAUUGCAUUUCAAAACAUGUGCUUGAAGGAGAUUCAAAUUUUAUUUGUCAUCGUAAUAUUUGGGUACCUUCUACGAGUGAUGGAGAAUUGAUUGUUAAUUCUGAAAAAAAAUUCCCACCUGUUUGUAAAUAAAAGAUGUGGAUAAAUAUGAAAUUUUCAAUCUGAGAGAACGAAAAAAAUUAUAUACCUAUAUGUUUGAAUAAGAUAACAAAUAUUUUAUUUUAUUAAUUGUAACGCACGAGGAACUUGUUACUCUCUAAAUUUGAAUCAACUUUAAGUGGUAUAGUUGAAUCAUCGAGAAUCCGCGUUGAUUCAGAUUUAGAGAGUAUAUAUAUUUCUCAUUUUGUUUUUUUAAUGCAUGUGAAAUGAGGAUUGAAUAACAUAUGUGAGUCAGUGAAUAUACACACUGAGGGGAUGAAUUAACAGUUUAUUGUACAUUCCAAUACGGUGCAUGUUUAUUCCAUUGCAAAGUCUUAAAGGCCUAUAAGCAAUGUGAACGGUGCAGCAUCCGGUCAAAUAUUACAUUCCAAGCAAGGCUGAAGAUACUAUUCACGAUAGUAAUUGCAUUUUUUCAAUCGGAUUCUUUGCAUAAAUAUCUCAUUGACCACAUUUCUAUAUACAGAAAUUCCAUAACAUACUUUUAUUUUUUAAAUUAAAUAAGAAAAAGAUAGACUAUAAAGACGCUUUUUUAAAAGUAAUUUAAGUGUUUAACAAACUCAAUCUAAAGAAAUUGAUUUGAGGAACAAAAAAUCAGAGGUUAUGUGUAUGAUAAUUUUACCUUGAUUAAAAGUUCUUUUUCUAAUUAUAUGUAAACUCAAAAUCAGUUUUUAUUUUUGAUGUGUAAUGAUAACUUAAACAUGAUAAAAAUUUUGCAUUGAAAGUUGAUACUUUUUGUGUAUUUUUACUCUAAUCAAUCAUAAACAUAACCUAGAAUUUUUUGCUUUAUUGAAUCCCUUUCUUGAUAGUUAUACCGAUUUCCUUAGGUGAGAAGAGGGAGAAAGAAUGUAUCGAAUGGGGUCGCUGCCGUUGAAGGCAAACGACUGCGCUUGCUAUGAGCAUGCACAAAACGACACCAUUCACAUUCAGAUGACUAAUUUCUCCACUGGGAAUUUUAACCUUUUUUCCUAGAUUCUAUAUUAAACAAAUACCUAAUAGUUACUGAAAGAAAUGAAAAAAAAUUUCAUAUUCACGAAAUUAUAUCCGUAAUUUUUAUUUUUGACAUUUGUCGCUUGUUAUACAUGAUAAAUGAUAAUAAAAUAAUGAAAAAUAUUUUA